CAGUCGUUCAACAGUAGCAGGGAAUGUAUCAAAAUAGAGGAAAAAAAACACAAAAUGAAAAAUGGAUUUUCUUCCCACACAUUUGGUACGGCCAUUGCCCACUGUGCGCAUAGUGAGCAGCUCACGUCACGUCCCGCUCGCUCGGCGACAAUCAUCUCACCCGUAGUGAGCUCGCCCGAAUGAGCAACACAUUCACGCAGCAGCCCGUUUGACAGCUCCGAUCGAAGCAGACAGCGAGCUUGUGUGUGUGCGUACGACAGAAAGAGAGAGGAAACCACAACCAAGUGACAGUGGGGCCAGCAGCAGCGACAAGUGCGACAAACGACACACGGCGGUGAAGAGAAAAAAAGCGACACACACACACACGCACGCACACAAGAAAACAGUGGAACAAAAACAUGAACAGCUAAUCUUUUCGCAAACAUAGCAGCAGCAGCAGCAGCAGUGACCAGAGUGCAGCGGAAGUGAACCCGGAAAAAAGCGCUGAAGCGGAGCGGAAGUGGAGGUGGUCACCGAGACGGCUUCCGGUUUAAUUGCGAUGGGCCAAACGGUGCUGGGUGCGGAUUAGUGGCGUUUGCAUACAUGUCCGCCGCAGCCAUAAACCGGGCGCUGAGCGAGGAAGAGUGGUAAAGGCAGGCGAAAGGGGCCCUUGACCAUUUGGCGUUCGAUCAGAGGGUGGUGUGACCAAGUGUGUGUGUGUGUGUGUAUUGGGAGGAAAAGCCUCCCAGACAAUCCAUCGCUUUGAUAAGGGCCAUACGGCACAGAAGGAAAACAUACGCUGCAGCGAGGACCGGGCAGCUUUUCUUGAGAGUCCGUUGUAGCCGGAGGUUAAACGCUUCGCCGUCAAGCUGGAGAUGUUCAAUCGCAUCAAGAACAGGGUGCUCACCGUGGUGGCCCCUGACCAGCCGGCCCUACCGGCCGGCCCCGGGCACCAAGCGUACGGCGGUGGGGGCACCGCCGGCAGCCGCACCGGCAGCGCCAACAGAGACUACGAUGCGGCCGGUGGCGGCGGCGGCGGCGGCAAGCGGCUGCCGAAAAAGUUCCAGUACGCGCGGCCCCCCUUCCUGCAGCUGCUGACGUACGACGAGCUGAAGGCGAGCGCGGACCACAACGUGCGGCCAAUCAUCGUGCCGCGCGACAUCUCGCUGCUGCCGUGGAGCACCGGGUACGCGGAGUGCGUCAACUCGGGCAAGUCGAAGUGGAACGAGGACCAGGCCGCGUUCCACCGGCAGGUGCUGUCGCACCCGUCCCGCCAGUACCACGACCUGCCGUACACGUACUUCGGCAUCUACGACGGGCACGCGGGGUACGGGGCGGCCCUGGCCGCCGCCAACCAGUUCCACUACAUCCUGCACGAGAAGCUGGUGGACGUGAUCGAUCUGCUGAUGCCGCGGGUCGAGGGCGACGGUGGCGGGCUGGCGCUGCACGCGACCCUGCCCCACCCGAGCCUGUUCCACAAGCAGGUGUCGAAGGACGAGCUGAUCGUGGGGGCGCUCGAGGCCGCGUUCGCCGAUAUGGACGCGGUGCUGGCGGAGGACCGGGACAAGUAUCGGAAUGCGGGCGGGUGUACCGCGCUGGUGGCACUGUUCAUACUCGGCAAGCUGUUCGUCGCGAAUGCGGGCGACUCGCGCGGCGUGCUGUGCAAGCGGGUGCGGCGCCGAAAGCUGCUGCCGGUGUACCAUCGCGCCGAGCGCAACGGGACGGGCGAGAAGGAGGAGGAGGAGGAGGAGGAAGAGAAGAAGAAGGAGGAGAAGGACGAGGGAGGCGAGGACGAGUACGAGGUGGUGGCGGAACCGUGCUCGUUCGACCACACGCCCGACACGGAGCGGCCGCGGCUGCUGACGGUCGGCAAGCACAAUCCGGCCCUGCUCGGCGGCGAGUACAUCGCGAUGGAGUACGCGAAGAAGCCGACGACGAAGGAUCUGGGCGCCCGCAUCCUCUACCGGCAGGGCGCGAUGAAGGGCUGGACGUACAAGACGCUCACCGCGACCGAUCUGAAGAUACCGCUGAUCACGGGCGUGGGCAAGCGGAGCCGCCUGCUCGGCACGAUCGGGGUGACGCGCGGGUUCGGCGACCACGAUCUGAAGGCGCUCGGGAGCAACCUGCCGAUCAAGCCGUUCCUGAGCGCGCACCCGGACGUGGUGUGCUUCGACCUGGCGCAGGUGCGCAGCGAGCCGGCGGACGAGAACAGCGACGGCGAGUACGGCAUCCUGGUGAUGGCGACCGACGGGCUGUGGGACGUGAGCGAGUCGCAGCAGGUGGCGAACACGGUGUUCGGCACGCUCAAGCGCUUCCCGGCCGAGCGCCACCGGUAUACGAUGGUCGCGCAGGAGCUGGUGGCGCGGUCGCGGGGCCGCGCGAACGAAUCGGGCCACUGGCGGCUGUCGGAUUCGCGGGCCGCCGCCACGGUGGACGACAUCUCGGUGAUCGUGAUACCGGUGCACCAGUACUACCAGGAGUACCGGGCGUGGACGCAGACGGUGGCCGCCCGCAACCGUGUGCGCAGCGCGGCGGCCAAGGAGGUGGCGGCCGUGCCGGAGGCGGCCGUCGCGCGCGAGCAGCCGGGUGCGCCCGGGGCCGAUCUCAGCUCCGAGUCGUCCGAGUCAGAGCCGCCCGAGGAGGCGCAGGAGGCGGAAAACAAUCUCAACACGAUCAAUGUGCCGCCGGCGGCCGGCAAACCGUCGGCACCGUUGGGGCUCGCCGAUGCGCUGCCGGCCAAGUAGGGGUAAGCAGCCGGGCGCAAACAACCCUUCUCCCCCAUAAAUGGCAAAAGCAAACAGAGAGAGAGAGAGAGAGAGAGAGAGAGAGAGAGAGAGAGAGAGAGAGAGAGAGAGAGAGAGAGAGAGAGAGAGAGAGAGAGAGAGAGAGAGAGAGAGAGAGAGAGAGAGAGAGAGAGAGAGAGAGAGAGAGAGAGAGAGAGAGAGAGAGAGAGAGAGAGAGAGAGAUGGCGAGAAUGGGCGCGCUCAAACGAAGAAUACAAUAAUCGUUAUAAUCGUAGGAUUUGUAAGUUAAAAGCAGAAGAAGACGAGGCAAACGCACGCAAACGUGCGCUAUAUUCCACUGUGUGCUGUAGCAGGCUAGAAACAAAAAACGGGACAGCAGCAAACGUCCACAUACAUAUAUUAUCUUAAACUAAAAACACGCAAACACCUUUAUCCUAUGCGCGCUAAGCGUUCACGGUGAGCGCGACCAGUAUGUAGCAUAUUUAAAAGAAGAAGAAGAAGAAGAAGAAGAUGAAGCAGAGAGGCAACACUCAAGUAUUGGAUUGCGCCGGAAGCGGCAGGCCCGGGGCACCCUAGAGCAAUUGUGUAGAGUUUAAAUGAAGAGAGAAAAAAGCCCCACUUCCUCCACGGCGAUAGGUUUGCAAGGAUCUAUCUCGGUUCAUCCACAGCAAUCUUAAAACGCUCUAGAGCAGAGGCAACACACCCACACACACCUCCUUCUUUUGGUGUGGAGGUAGCACGUAGGACCGAUAAUUAUUGUCACAUAUAUGCUCCAUUUGCAACAACAGGCAAGAACAAAAAAAAAUGAAAAUGAAGAAACUAGCAGAGGCUUACGAGAGGCUCUCGGCUUCGGUGUGCGGGUGUCGCAGAAGCAGGAGGGUUAUGGGUACAGCAACUUACCUGGAGCAGAGCUUAAGGGCGGAGUAGUAGACGGAGAAGACGCUGAUCAGAAAGUGGACGGCGAGCGCGACCAGCAGCCCCGUACCGGCUGUGACGGCGCCCCAGAUGAGCUGCAGGCGCGAUGAGCAUUCCCCGGUGAAUUACAAAGUGAGAUGUGCAGUGAUGAUGGAAGAGAGAUCAAGAGAGAGAGAGAGAGAGAGAGAGAGAGAGGGAGAGAAAUAGAAAACAGAAAGGGAGUUAUCAAAUGUAUUCGCUCACUUUUCCUAAAUUAAAAAGAAGAUUUCUUUUGACUAAGA
Molecule: messenger RNA, 3919 nt
Organism: Anopheles gambiae (African malaria mosquito)
Lineage: Eukaryota; Metazoa; Arthropoda; Insecta; Diptera; Culicidae
Product: protein phosphatase 1H
Exons: 2
Coding region: 855-2723 (622 amino acids)
Biological process (GO): protein dephosphorylation
Molecular function (GO): protein serine/threonine phosphatase activity; cation binding
Source: RefSeq, a predicted model, not a curated record